Messenger RNA from Aspergillus bombycis, 1491 nucleotides. RefSeq lists its product as uncharacterized. The transcript is spliced from 4 exons. Lineage: Eukaryota; Fungi; Ascomycota; Eurotiomycetes; Eurotiales; Aspergillaceae. Bases 1 to 1491 code for a protein of 496 amino acids. The record is from RefSeq and is a predicted model, not a curated record.
AUGCCUUCAGUCAAUCUGGAUUGUUCUGCGUCGUCAAUAGGGCCCCAAGGAAAUGACCAUCCCGAGGUUCCGAUUAUUGAUGAUAACGAACCGUUAGUUGACGUGGUCCGAAAGCUAUCUAAGUAUUUUGCGCUCUCACUACAUUGUUUGGAAAAUGGCCCUGACAUGCUCUUGUCUAGUUAUUUGACAUUGACUAUAUCUGAUGUCUCAUAUACCUUUGAACAAAUCGGGUCUACUUCUCACGGCUAUAGUCUCAGGUUGCUAAUCCAUUCUUUAGUGGAAAGCUCACAUAACACUUAUAUAGUCCCUGCAUUAAUGAUACUGAAGUGGCAAUUUGAUAAUGCUGCUGAUUAUGAUUGGGGCGUAAGUGAAAGUCGAGGAUACGCUUGUGAAUAUGUCGCCUGGCAAAUUGUCUGUCAUCUUAAUCAGCGGGAAACUCUUGAAUACCUGCUUGAGGAACUCACAUGGCCCACACAGAAGGCCAUCAACCUUCCUCAAGCGGAAAUUGGUGCUUCUGGGUAUGCCUCUGCUGCUACUACUGAUCGCAGGACAUUAGAAGAGGAUGAGAGGGCGCCAUUGUUGCUGGGCUCGUCCUCAUCUUUGUAUCGUUUCUUUGGCGGCACCAGGCGUCUAGGUAGCUCACUUGAGGGUGACAAUCGAGGAUCCCACGACUUCACACAUGAUGCGUAUGAACUGGAGAAGUUCUCUCUGUUUUUUGGACUUAAUGCCCUAGAGAUUGCAACUAUUGCCCACGCAAAGAAAUUUCUCAGCCAAAAAGUGGUACAGAGAGUCAUUGACCAUAUCUGGAAAGGAGAAAUUGUUUUCUGGGAUACCCUGAGCGUGCACUCGACAAAGAAGCCACACUUCUUCAAUAAAAGGACAGCGGAUCCUUAUUCUCGGUUACGGGUUCCAGUAUAUCGCAAAGCGUUUGAAGCGGCUUUCUUUGUCUCUUUCUUAAUCCUAUACUAUGCGGUCUUAGUUGAACGAAAGCCGACGGGUAUAGGAAUCUUUGAAACACUGAUGUAUUUCUGGAUCGCUGCCUUCGCUUAUGAUGAAAACCUCAUCCCUCUGCUUUGUAUCCGCCCGUUGAGGCUCUUUCUGCCUGCGGAGCAUAUCCGCCGGGUGCGCAUCGUUUUGCUCAGAGCAACACACCUUCCCUUUGUUGCACUCAUCUGGGCCUAUGAAUCUAGUCGCCAUUAUGUCUCGCGGAGAAAUAGUCAAUGGCCCCCGAUAGCCACAGCACGGGGAAGUAGUCGCCCCGUGUCAUCGAUUCAGACUGGGUUGGCUUUCUCCACAGCUGAUGCUCGUUCUUUAAGUUCCGGUAGGGCCAGAAAACAACCUAACCCAGAGCAGUAUAUUGGGGUGCGUGGACGAGACGCGGGCCCGGCCGGGAGUGUUGACCUCGCAGAUAUGAUCGACGAGGUGGAACGGUUGCGCACUCAAGUGGAGCGAGUGGCAGCCACAGUGGCCUUUCACCACCGAGUUCAAUAA